GCAAAAUGUAAAAUCGCCCCACUAAUUUUUCUCUCCCUCUCUAUUUCACGCAUGGCUUCCACCGUCGCAGGAUUCAUACACGCUAGGCGGGAUCCAUAAACCCUAACCAUACCCACGAAAAAACGCCAAUUCAGAAGCUCAAAUCACUGAAUUUUCAUCUCGCCUUCGGUUUCCUGUAGCUAAUUUGGAUUUGGUAAUCGAAUAAUCAAACAAUUAUUAUGCAUAGAUCUGGUGCCGCGAUGGCGUGGAACGUGUUCAAGUUCUGUACUGCACUGCGGGGGCUCGGCUCGAUCAUGAUUUUAAUGGUUCUCGGCGUCGUCGGCGUCAGCUAUUACGCGGUGGUGAUCACUAAUUACGGCCCUGGACUCGCUGCCGGCGGCCUCGAUUCACUUAUUGCUUUCGUCGUCCUCACGAUGUUCCAUUCUCUGUUGGUUAUGCUGUUAUGGAGUUAUUUUUCGGUUGUCUUUACGGACCCAGGCACUGUGCCUCCAAAUUGGCGGCCGGCAGCGGAUGAAGAAAGGGGAGAUAAUGACCCAUUGACUGCAUCAGAAUUUCCAUCUGAUACCGAAAAUGGUAGAAUUCGCUUUUGUAGAAAGUGCAACCAAUUGAAGCCACCUCGUUGCCAUCACUGCUCUGUUUGUGGGAGGUGUGUACUGAAGAUGGACCAUCAUUGUGUUUGGGUUGUCAAUUGUGUGGGGGCACUAAACUACAAAAAUUUCCUCCUCUUCCUGUUCUACACAUUCCUUGAGACCAGCCUUGUCACUUUAUCAUUACUCCCACACUUCAUUGCAUUCUUUAGCGAUGGAGAGAUCCCUGGAACUCCCGGAACUCUUGCAACCACUUUUCUUGCAUUUGUCCUGAAUUUGGCAUUUGCAUUGAGUGUGAUGGGAUUCCUGAUUAUGCACAUUUCGUUGGUGGCUGCCAACACCACAACUAUUGAGGCUUAUGAGAAAAAGUCUUCUCCAAAAUGGCGUUAUGAUCUUGGGCGAAAAAGGAACUUCGAACAGGUGUUUGGGAUGGAUAGAAAGUUCUGGUUUAUACCUGGUUACUCUGAAGAAGAUCUGAGACGAAUGCCCGCUCUCCAUGGCCUCGAAUACCCUUCGAAGCCUGACCUAGGUGCCCAAGAAUUCUGAGAUGGGUGAUAGCCACAAAAACAUCAUAGAUUAUGAAAUCUUGUUUAAAGUUGCUGGUGCUGUGAGCUAGGGGUUCUGUUUUUCCACAGAAUUUUUACGCAGCUGCCUCGUGCGUAUCAGCUGAGAAUGGUGCAGAAGAAGAGUUUGAUGGGUGGGGCUGUGAUUAGGAUUUCAGAUGAUAGUAAGAUAUAUUGGUGCAUGGGGGUUAGAGAAGAAAUGGCUAUCUAUGAUACAAGAUUGCCGACUGUGGUGACGUGGCAGGCCAACCCAAAAUUGUUGUAACAUGUAAGCCUUGUUCUUUCCAAAUGUAGAUUAAUCCUAGAUUCUGUGUCUUGACACCAAAUACCCAUGUAUUAUAGUGAAAUUCCACUUUUGUCAA
Messenger RNA from Salvia hispanica, 1512 nucleotides. RefSeq names its product putative protein S-acyltransferase 14. The record is from RefSeq and is a predicted model, not a curated record. Lineage: Eukaryota; Viridiplantae; Streptophyta; Magnoliopsida; Lamiales; Lamiaceae. Gene Ontology annotation, molecular function: palmitoyltransferase activity.